Molecule: messenger RNA, 558 nt
Organism: Podarcis lilfordi (Lilford's wall lizard)
Lineage: Eukaryota; Metazoa; Chordata; Lepidosauria; Squamata; Lacertidae
Source: the annotation of a GenBank genome assembly
AUGGAGCAGCAGGCGGAGAGAGACCCGCACGCAGACUUCCAAGCGGGAAGGCUCCCCAGUGGGGAGCCCCACCCAAGCCCAGCUCCCGGACUCCCCGCACUCGCAACACGGAGCUUUAGUCCUCCACCUCCACCACCUCCCUGCCAGAUCCUUUCCGCUCUGCUCCUGGCGGUGCGCCGUGCAAGGAAGGGCCCGGCAAGCCCUGUCCCGAAACGCCGACCUACCUUAAGCUUGCACCGGGUCCGAGGACGGCGGCUGCAACUUCUGCUGCUGCGGCUGCUGCUGCGGCUGCAACAACAAGCGGAGGCGCCAUGCAGCUUCUGCCGCUGCGAGACGCUCAGAAUGGAUGCAAGAGCCUGGCCGGGUCAUCCGAGGACGGGUUUCAGCGUUUUAGGUGCAUGUGACGCGGAACUGGCGGGACGUCUCGCCACCUGGUGGGCGGUUGUGACCCCUGCAGGCCCCGGCUCGGCUUUCUUCUGGGCGGCGCAGGCAGAAAUUCAACAGGUAUAUCACCUGUUUGCGCCUUAUCACAGCCUCCCCGUGCCAGGAAAAUGCUGA